AUGGGAAAAAAGAUUACAGUGGAUUCUGCCCAUGGUUCAAAGUCGCGGUCGCGGUCGCGGUCGCGGUCCGGAACGUUCCACGUCGAUCUCGGCAUAUCGGUCGCGGUCUCGGGACUUGAAGUUAUUGAAGCCCAUUAUCUUUAUGUGGCCGACUAUGAAAACAUUGAAAUCGUUAUUCAUCCCCAAUCUAUCAUCCACUCAAUGGUUGAAACACAGGAUUCAUCGAUAUUGGCACAAUUACGAUGGCCUGACAUGCGGUUGCCCAUUCUUUACACAAAGUCCCGGCCAGACAGAAUUUACAGUUCUGAGAUAACUUGGCCAAGCCUUGAUCUUUGCAAGCUUGGGUCUCUGACAUUUAAAGCCCCAGACAAUGUCAAGUAUCCAUCAAUGGAACUCGCAUAUGCUGCUGGGCGAGCAGGAGGGACCAUGACUGGAGUUCUCAGCGCUGCAAAUGAGAAAGCUGUCGAAAUGUUCAUCAAUGAGCAAAUCGGCUAUCUGGACAUUUUCAAGGUUGUGGAGCUAACAAGCAACAAGCAUCAAGCAGAAUUGGUGUCCUCCCCAUCCCUCGAGGAAAUUGUACAUUACGAUUUGUGGGCACGUGACUAUGCAGCAACUUUGCAAUUCUCUGCUGGCUUAAGGCCUGCUCUUGUAUAA
This is a messenger RNA of Coffea arabica (coffee), 654 nucleotides long. The record is from RefSeq and is a predicted model, not a curated record. NCBI's taxonomy places the organism in Eukaryota, Viridiplantae, Streptophyta, Magnoliopsida, Gentianales, Rubiaceae.